This is a messenger RNA of Solanum dulcamara, 1942 nucleotides long. Its product is annotated as protein ZINC INDUCED FACILITATOR-LIKE 1-like. NCBI's taxonomy places the organism in Eukaryota, Viridiplantae, Streptophyta, Magnoliopsida, Solanales, Solanaceae. The transcript has 17 exons. Gene Ontology annotation, cellular component: plant-type vacuole membrane; plasma membrane. Gene Ontology annotation, biological process: transmembrane transport; regulation of stomatal closure. Gene Ontology annotation, molecular function: solute:potassium antiporter activity. Bases 543 to 1796 code for a protein of 417 amino acids. The record is from RefSeq and is a predicted model, not a curated record.
AUCAAUAUUUUGUGUUAAAAACUGAGUUCGAUUGAAUCCAAUAUUUUUGGUCUACAUUCUUUCUUUUUUUUGGUUUUCUACUCGGUGUCCGGAGCCCGUGGAGUCACAACUAAAUUUGGAUCACUCACUGCAGGGCCCAUUAGGGGUGACGCUCCCAACAGAAUUUUUUUCGAACCCAAGACCUCUGGUUAAGGGUGAAACAGUUCCACCACUGCACCACAACCCACGUUGUUGGUGGUCUACAUUCACCACUAGCUAGCAUAUACUCCAUAUUUAUGAUUUAACUAUAAUUAAGUGAUGAUAUAUAUAUUUCUACUUUAAUUUAAUAUAAAUAUGGAGUGCAAAGUAAGUUUUUUAUGAGAGGUAGUAUAUGUUAUUUUGUUUUGUUUUUAUUUUUAAAAAUUCCAUUAUCUUAGUAGUGAUAUGGGGUGAAGAAGUAAGCAGAAGUUCAGUGCAUAAACAUUCAUGCAUUAUAACUCUAGCAAUUGCUCACUAAUGCAUUUGCACUUCCAAUAUCAUCUCUCUUUCCAUUUCUUUAUUUCAUGAUAAAGGACUUUCACAUUGCAAAGAGAGAGGAAGAUAUUAGUACAUAUGCAGGUUAUGUAGGUUCUUCAUUUAUGCUUGGAAGAGCUUUGACAUCUGUGUUUUGGGGAACAGUGGCUGAUCGAUACGGACGAAAACCAGUUAUAGUUUUUGGCACUUUUGUAGUGGUUGUUUUCAAUACUCUCUUUGGUCUUAGUGUCAACUUUUGGAUGGCAAUCAUUACACGAUUUCUUCUUGGCUUUUUAAAUGGUUUGAUUGGACCAAUAAAGGCAUAUGCUGCAGAAAUUUUUCGUGAAGAAUAUCAAGCACUGGGAAUGUCAACGAUUAGUACUGCUUGGGGUAUCGGAUUGAUUAUUGGUCCAGCUUUAGGAGGCUUCCUUGCUCAGCCUGCAGAGAAAUAUCCGGACUUAUUCUCAAAGGAUUCUAUAUUUGGGAGAUUUCCCUACUUCUUGCCUUGCUUAUGCAUAUCACUGUUUUCCUUGGCUGUGGGUAUUGCUUCAUUUUGGCUCCCGGAAACAUUACACAAUCAUGAUUCAAGAAUGCCACCUCAAAGUUCAUACGAGACUCUGGAGGCUGCAUCAGAUACAAAAGACGGAACUGAAUCAGCCCCAAAAGAAAACCUUUUUAAGAACUGGCCAUUGAUGUCAUCGAUCAUCUUAUACUGUGUCUUUUCUCUUCAUGAUAUGGCUUAUACAGAGAUCUUCUCAUUAUGGGCUGUGAGCCCCAGAAAGUUUGGAGGCUUAAGUUAUUCAACUGUUGAUGUUGGUGAAGUAUUGUCAAUCUCAGGAUUUGGCCUUCUAGUCUUUCAACUAUCUCUAUAUCCAUUGUUUGAGAAGUAUAUUGGCCCUAUUGUCAUUGCUCGAGUUGCAGGAGUUUUGUCAAUUCCCAUAUUGACAAGUUACCCUUAUAUCGCCAUGCUGUCUGGGAUCGCCCUCUCUGUCGCAAUAAAUUUUGCAUCAAUGAUCAAGAAUGCUUUAUCCAUCUCUAUCAUAACAGGGUUGUUCAUAUUGCAAAACAAAGCAGUGGACCAGCGACAACGUGGAGCUGCUAAUGGAAUUGCCAUGACAGCAAUGUCAAUUUUUAAAGCUCUUGGUCCAGCAGGGGGAGGAGCACUUUUUUCUUGGGCACAAAAAAGGCUUGACGCUUCCAUUCUUCCAGGUGAUCAAGUGGUAUUCUUUGUGCUGAAUGUGAUUGAGGCAAUUGGUGUGUUGCUGACAUUCAAACCAUUCCUUGUUGAAAAACAAAAUACUUAAUUAAUCAGAGGAGACCUUAUGGUCUUUUCAAUUAAUUAGCUCUCUGUUAAUUGUCAUUUUUUCCUUAUGUUUGUGUAGGGUGUGGAACUUCAUUCAUCCACAAGUUCUACAUCAAUCAAAGUAAAAUUUACAUAUUUGAAAGAAAA